AUGGAACUGCUGGACCUGCCAGGAAGCAGGACACAUGUGAACGACGACGACGAUGAAGACGAAGAGAACGAAGCCAAGCAACAGCGCGCUCGAGGAGCGAUGGUCCGGCGCUUGCGCUCGGCCCACAGUGGCCCUGUGCGGACCCUGCAGCUGUCGCCCGACGGUCUCCUCUUGGCGUCGGCAACCGCACGCGCGGCGCACCUGUGGGACGCCAAGGCGCUAGAGAGCCGGCCCGCGCUCAGUGGCGGCAUCAUGGCGUUUGUGCCGGCACAGCCCAUCUGCCUCAACCAACAUCCUUCUCUCUGCCAGCGCCUUUGGCACUACCAUGCGGGUCUUGGACGCCCAUGA
Messenger RNA from Acanthamoeba castellanii str. Neff, 348 nucleotides. RefSeq lists its product as uncharacterized. Lineage: Eukaryota; Discosea; Longamoebia; Acanthamoebidae. Gene Ontology annotation, molecular function: protein binding. The transcript is spliced from 2 exons. Bases 1 to 348 code for a protein of 115 amino acids. The record is from RefSeq and is a predicted model, not a curated record.